Nannizzia gypsea CBS 118893 is the source of this 855-nucleotide messenger RNA. Its product is annotated as diacylglycerol pyrophosphate phosphatase 1. Gene Ontology annotation, molecular function: phosphatidate phosphatase activity. The transcript has 4 exons. The record is from RefSeq and is a predicted model, not a curated record. Gene Ontology annotation, biological process: phospholipid metabolic process. Lineage: Eukaryota; Fungi; Ascomycota; Eurotiomycetes; Onygenales; Arthrodermataceae. Bases 1 to 855 code for a protein of 284 amino acids.
AUGGGGGCUCUGAUAAGGUUCUGGCGUCGAUCGUAUGGCGCGGACUAUUCCAUUCUUAUAUUCCUCGUUCUUGCGUGGGUGAUGCUACAACUCUUCGUUCAUCCAUUCUACCAGCUAUUCAGCCUGGAUAAUACCUCCAUUCAAUACCCCUUUGCCGUCGUCGAACGGGUACCAGUCCUAUGGUCCAUCAUAUACUCCGGUAUAUUCCCUCUCCUCGCAAUCGGUUUCUGGUGUGCUCUCUUUCGACCAGGAAGCCACUUUGUCCAUGUCACUCUUCUAGGUCUCCUCGCUUCGCUGCUGGUGACCAUCUUUAUAACCGAUUUAAUCAAGAACGCCGUUGGCAGGCCACGGCCGGACCUGAUAUCACGGUGCAAACCAGAUAAGGGAACGCCAGAACAUACACUAGUCGACUAUACUGUAUGUACAACAACAGAUCAACAUAUUUUGAAUGAAGGGUGGCGGAGUUUCCCCAGUGGACAUAGUAGCUUCGGGUUCUCGGGCCUGGGCUACCUUUCCUUCUUCCUUAGUGGCCAGCUCCGGGCCUGGCGCCCACGAUCUGGCCUUGCUCGUCUUCUUGUCUCUCUAUCUCCACUGCUCGGAGCACUCAUGAUUGCUAUUUCCCGUAUCGCUGACUACCGCCACGACGUGUAUGAUGUGAGCAGUGGAUCAAUUAUAGGUAUAGGGACGGCGUACUUAGUAUAUCGCUGCUAUUACCCUUCUCUGUGGUCCGCGGAUUGUGAUAUCCCUUACCAUCCCGACGACCAGGGGACGAUGCACGGCUUCCAGCGAGUCGGUGACGAGGAGCAGGCGUUUCACUCACGAGUGUACGAGUGCUCUACAUAUCUCUCGCAAUGA